GAACAGAUUAGAUGCAUAAGCAACCUAAAAGAAGAGAAAAAUGAGUACGGCUAAGUUCAUCAAGUGUGUGACCGUGGGCGACGGCGCCGUCGGGAAGACUUGCAUGCUCAUUUCUUACACGAGUAAUACUUUCCCAACGGAUUAUGUUCCGACUGUGUUCGACAACUUUAGCGCCAACGUCGUCGUCGAUGGAAACACAGUCAACAUUGGCCUAUGGGAUACCGCAGGGCAAGAAGAGUUUUUACUUGCAUUUUCUCUCAUCAGCAAAGCUAGCUAUGAGAACAUAUACAAGAAAUGGAUUCCAGAGUUAAGGCACUAUUCUCCAACUAUGCCUAUUGUGCUUGUUGGAACCAAAAUGGAUUUGAGAGAAGAUAAGCAAUUUCUAAUCAACCAUCCAGCUGCUCAUCCAAUAACAAAUGCGCAGGGAGAAGAACUGAAGAAGAUGAUCGGAGCAGUAGCUUAUAUAGAGUGUAGUGCAAAAACUCAACAGAACGUGAAAGAUGUGUUUGACACUGAUGGGGUACGAACUAAACCCUAAUGGCAAGCCCAAUAACAGUGACGGCCCAUCAGCCCAGAGCCCAAGAAAGAGUAUCUGUUCGGCACCAAAGAGUUCGGCACGACCAAAGAGUUCGG
Salvia splendens (bonfire salvia) is the source of this 633-nucleotide messenger RNA. Its product is annotated as rac-like GTP-binding protein 7. Gene Ontology annotation, molecular function: GTP binding; GTPase activity. Gene Ontology annotation, biological process: small GTPase-mediated signal transduction. Bases 41 to 538 code for a protein of 165 amino acids. NCBI's taxonomy places the organism in Eukaryota, Viridiplantae, Streptophyta, Magnoliopsida, Lamiales, Lamiaceae. The record is from RefSeq and is a predicted model, not a curated record. The transcript has 7 exons.